AUGGCAGUGACAAUCCCCUGGGCAGGUUCUGACGAGAGCAGAGGCGAUGCAUCGGCUGACGUCGGUGCAGGCUACAUACCCAGCCUGGGUCUGAACAUCCUCGCGCUUGUGUUGUACGCCCUCAUCGGCGCCGGUCAUUUCAUCAACGUCUUUACCUAUCGCACCAAAUGGGGGCUAUGUCUGCCCAUUGCCUGUUGGACGGAAUCGCUCGGGUUCGGUCUGCGCAUCCUCUUUCGACAUGAUGUCACCUCUGGCGUGUUCAUAGCCACAAACCUCUUCGUCGUCCUCUCACCCGCUGCUUUCCUCGCAUUCAAUUAUAUCACCUAUGGUAGACUCAUCCGCCAGAUCAAUGGCAACGUCUCCCUCAUCAAUCCUCGCAAAGUAACCCGGAUCUUUGUCGCGAGCGACAUCUUUACCUUUCUUGUGCAAGGCGCAGGUGGCGGUCUGAUUGCCUCUGGCUCAUCGACCGGUCAGAUCAUCUUCUUGGUAGGCUUAGCCGGGCAAGGCGCUUCCUACGCGCUCUUUUGCGUCUUGUUCGUCUCUGCCCACAUCCGCAUCGUCAGAGCUAGACGACGGACAACAUUCAGCAACGAGAAGGCCGGUAGCCAAGCAACACUGGCGAAUCAUGAUGGUGAUGAUGCUCCGGCUGUGCAGCCGACAGCUUACGACCAACCUUUCUGGACCGUCUUCGCUUGCCUGUACGCCACGUCAGUACCCAUCUUGAUACGGUCGGUCUAUCGCGUCAUCGAGCUCGCCGUGGGCUACAACGGUGUCCUAUACAAUCACGAAAAGUACUUUCUCGGCCUCGAUGCGCUGCCGCUUCUCGUCGCCGUCGCCAUCUGGCUGCCUUUGUGGCCAUCUCGUUAUUUUCCGAAACAUGCACGAGCAUGA
Mixia osmundae IAM 14324 is the source of this 891-nucleotide messenger RNA. RefSeq lists its product as uncharacterized. The coding region runs from base 1 to 891 and encodes 296 amino acids. Gene Ontology annotation, cellular component: fungal-type vacuole; plasma membrane. The record is from RefSeq and is a predicted model, not a curated record. NCBI's taxonomy places the organism in Eukaryota, Fungi, Basidiomycota, Mixiomycetes, Mixiales, Mixiaceae. The transcript has 3 exons.